Messenger RNA from Strigops habroptila (Kakapo), 522 nucleotides. RefSeq names its product transmembrane inner ear (gene TMIE). Bases 1 to 522 code for a protein of 173 amino acids. The record is from RefSeq and is a predicted model, not a curated record. Lineage: Eukaryota; Metazoa; Chordata; Aves; Psittaciformes; Psittacidae. The transcript has 4 exons.
AUGGACCGAGCGAGCGAGGGAAGCGGCGCGGGCAGCGGAGCCGCCCCGCCUUCCUUGGGCGCGUCGUCAGCUGCCGGUGGAGGAAGAGGCAGCAGCGACAGUAGCAGGCGUGGCGGGGGGCCUUGCCCGGCGGAUCGCACCGGAGCGGCCACCACUGAACCCCCAAAAAAGAAACCGGACCCUGUCACUUCGGAGACGGUGGUGAUCUGGGGGCUGCGGCUCUGGCAGGUGAUUGGUAUCUUUGCCAUCUUUGUCCUGGCAGUCAUUAUCACGCUAUGCUGUAUCUUCAAGUGCCGGAUUCCCCGGACAAAGAAAGAAAUUGAGGCACGAUAUGCUCAACGGCAAGCAGCAAAGACAUAUGCUGACAAACUGGACACUGUGCCACCACUCAACGAGCUGACAGAGAUCCCUGGAGGCUCUACUGAAACUCUCCUAACUCUCUCUGGUCAUGUCCACUCCAGACCUCUCAACUCCCUGCCUGUCGUGAAAGAAGAAGAUGAAAUGGCCCUGCAAGGAAAUUAG